UCUGCAGGUGUGGUCUUUUGGUGUGAGCACCAAGAGCUAUGGGUGCUUAUGUGGUGACUAAUAAGUUUGUGCUCUACUCGGACCUGAGGGCUUGGUCAGACAAUGGAGCAAGGCUGACAUAUUCUUACCUGGUAUAACCCUUUACAACCACAGAGGAGAACACCAGGUCUUAAAGACAACAGAAAGCAUUAGCAGCUCCGACCAGGCAGAAGAUGCAGCUGGUCCUACUCCUGUUGGCCUUCCUUCUGUGCUCCGGGGCUGAAGCAGAGAAAAUCAUCGGGGGCCAUGAAGCCAAGCCUCAUUCUCGUCCCUACAUGGCAUUUCUUCGGAUCCAGACUCCAGAGAAAGUGAAAAGAUGUGGAGGUUUCCUGGUGCGUCAGGACUUCGUGCUAACAGCAGCUCACUGCAAGGGAAGCUCAAUAAAUGUCACCUUGGGGGCACACAACAUCAAGAAGCAGGAGAAGACACAGCAGAUCAUUCCUGUGGCAAGACCCAUUUCCCACCCGGACUAUGAUUCUAAGAGACGUGUCAAUGACAUCAUGUUACUGCAGCUGAAGAAGAAGGCCAAGUUGACCCCUGAGGUGCGCCUUCUCCUGCUGCCCACAAGAAUGCAGGUGACACCAGGGAUGAUAUGCAGUACGGCCGGCUGGGGACGCAUUAGUAUAAACAAGACAACAGUCAAACUCCAUGAAGUAGAACUUAAAGUCCAAAAGGAUGAGCAGUGUAUUUCUCGCUACAAAAGCCGUUAUAAUUACACCACCCAAAUAUGUGUGGGGGACCCAAAUAAGAGGAAGACUUCUUAUAAGGGAGAUUCAGGAGGCCCUCUCGUGUGUAAAAAUGUGGCCCAGGGAAUUGUCUCCUAUGGAAAAAAUAAUGGAAAACCUCCACGUGUCUACACCAGGAUCUCGAGCUUUCUGGACUGGAUAAAAGAAACAAUGAGACAGUUCAAACUGCAGGGAUCAGACUGAGGUGUAACUAGGCCCUGUAGAGGGUGCUCCUCUCUCUCCUUCUCCCUCUCCUUCUUUCU
Molecule: messenger RNA, 1027 nt
Organism: Tupaia belangeri chinensis (Chinese tree shrew)
Lineage: Eukaryota; Metazoa; Chordata; Mammalia; Scandentia; Tupaiidae
Product: duodenase-1
Exons: 5
Coding region: 213-968 (251 amino acids)
Biological process (GO): proteolysis
Cellular component (GO): intracellular membrane-bounded organelle; cytoplasm
Molecular function (GO): serine-type endopeptidase activity
Source: RefSeq, a predicted model, not a curated record